ACUAGCCAUGAGUGCUAUCUUCACUCUCUCAUGGCCAGUCUUCCCUCUCUUUCCCUCUCCUCCACCAACCCACUAAACCCAAAACUCAAUUCUUUCUCCACCACCACCACCUCCACCUCUCAAAACACCACCUUCACUAAAAGACACUUGAUUCUCAAAACUACUUCACUUUGUUUCAUUUCUUUGGCCUCGCAACAUCCACUUCCAUAUUCUUUAGCUGAGCCUUCACCACCUUCGAAAACUGCUUUUUCUGGCAUUGCCAAUACAAAGUCUUGGUUCCAGUUCUAUGGUGAUGGCUUUGCUAUUAGAGUCCCUCCUCAGUUUGAAGAUAUCAUGGAGCCUGAGGAUUUCAAUGCUGGGUUGUCUCUUUACGGGGAUAAGGCAAAGCCAAAGGCCUUUGCUGCACGUUUUGCAUCCACUGAUGGAUCUGAAGUCUUGAGUGUUGUGGUUCGCCCGUCCAAUCAGCUCAAGAUCACUUUCUUGGAGGCCAAAGAUAUUACCGACUUUGGAUCCUUGAAAGAGGCAGCAAAAAUCUUUGUUCCAGGAGGUUCAACUAUAUACUCUGCCCGAACAAUAAAGAUAAAAGAAGAGGAAGGCUUCAAGACUUAUUACUUCUAUGAAUUUGGUAAGGAUGAACAACACGUAGCAUUAGUAGCUGCUGUUAAUAGUGGAAAGACAAUUAUUGCUGGAGCAACUGCUCCAGAGUCCAAGUGGGAUGAUGAUGGCGUGAAGCUACGUUCUGCUGCUAUAUCACUUACCCUUUUGUAGUCAUCCAACGAUUUUUUUCUUAUCAGAUUGUGUUCACAUUAUCAUGCUACUCAAUUGUUUUGCCAAUGCGGCACAACUUGCUCAUUGGAUUUCUCUAAGGCAUCUUUCACAUUUGCCACAACUAUGAAAAUUUAUGGAUGAGAUUACCUACAAUCAUUCAGCUUAGCGAAUGGUUAGUUUUUAUCAACCUACCUUCUAAUACCGGCUGCUAAGCAGCUUAUAGCUUUAUAGAGUUUGAACAGGACUUGAAUGAGGCUGGUUGUAAGUGGGCAUUCAGGCCCAAAUGAUUUUGAGAAGUUCCUUCAAUUUUCAAACUUUUCGUUUGUUUUCAGCAUUAUUGGGUGAUUGUCACUGAAUUUUCUUCAGCAAGAGCUCAUUACUAGUAUUUUUA
Messenger RNA from Pistacia vera, 1159 nucleotides. RefSeq lists its product as uncharacterized. Bases 31 to 768 code for a protein of 245 amino acids. Gene Ontology annotation, cellular component: chloroplast. The record is from RefSeq and is a predicted model, not a curated record. Lineage: Eukaryota; Viridiplantae; Streptophyta; Magnoliopsida; Sapindales; Anacardiaceae. The transcript has 8 exons.